AUAGAUGUGUUUCUCUAGUCACGUAGUUGUUUCUUGAAGUCAUCUCACACAGACAUGUAAAAACGAAACAACGAAACAUCAUAGCAAACAGAAACAAACCUCAUUUAUGAAACAUUUAUCGUCAGUCCAUUGUCUUACCUUGCUUCGGAGUUAAGACUAUACUCCAGGUUUACUACAUACUAUUCCCAUUGUACUAUACCUACACAGGGAUACUAUACAUAGGGGUCUUAAGAACAAAGAAGGGUCCUAUUAUACCUCCACCCCCGGACUUCACCAUUCUACUAUUAUUUUAAUACAUUACCUCGCCUCGUCUUACCUUAGGUAUUCGACCUAGGAUUGUUACUUUUAACUUACACCACUUUCUUCUAAACCUAUUUGUCUCACUACAUCCUUUUUUCUAACUGGCAGCCGGUUCUGUCUAUUCAAGUUUUAUCUACUUGUUUACGUGUAAUGGCAUCAGGAAUAGUCGUUCAACAACACGCGCGCGACUUAAUAUCAUUACCUAGCUCCAAAUUUCAAAUUCCCGACAUCGCCGAAACCGAAACCAUUACUACAACACCAACAACUACGACUACAACUACAACUACAACAACAGCCAUUAAUCCCCUCUUAAACCUUCUAACCAAUUCUCUCGUCCUCCACCAAACAAUCCCUUACCUUCCAAUCUCGAGCCUUUUAAACCUCGCCGCAACAUCCCCCGCCUUUCGCGACUUAUUACUGUGUCGCACUCCAGGCGUUUUCCGACACCUCGACUUAACACGAGUUAAAAACGCCCAAUUCGAUGGGGGCGAUGGUGGUAUCGACCACGGCGGCGAAAUCUGGCGUAAUGUCCAAGUUGACGAGAAUUUGACCGAAGACGAUUUUUACUCAGGUCCUCUUCGUGGUAUUUUCCAAGGUCUACGACGUCGCGACAUUUUGCGACAUGUCCAAACCCUUAUUCUAGACGGUCUUUCCGUCACGGCCGAGUUCUGCAACGAUGUCCUUGUCGACCCCGCCUUGCGCGUACGAAUCCUAUCUAUCCGCGACGUUAAGAAUCUAAACGAGCGCAAACUCAUGCAAUCUUUGCGUUAUGCCUGUCGGCCGAGCCGUCCCGAUGAUACACCUCGGUUAAAAGGGCUAUACGUAUUUGGUGUAAAAGACGCACCUACGGCUGUGACCGCAUCGACUACGCAUACGAGACUAAACGGAGCGGCUCGAGGUACCAAUAUUAGUAUUGAUUGGAAUCACAAGUCACAAAACGCACUAAAGGAAUCGAUUCGAAGCGAAGGCGACGAUUGGUAUCAUAAGAAAGGCCGAAUAAUCAACAAACACAUUGCUGACGGCUGGGCUGAGACACUCUUGGACUGUCGUGAGGUGAUUAAAUUCGACGCGGUGCUCUGUACUGGACCCCGCCAUCAAAAUUCACCUGUGUUUGGAAAGAUCCCAGCCACACCAAGUAAAACAGCAACUGGCAACGAGAGUCGCUGGGCUGUAGCUACGUUCGCACUCGGCGGGUGUGCGUCUUGCGGCUCCUCACCAGAAGGCUAUACGGUAUACGGCGAUUCUCCAGCAGAAGAUUUACCACUAUUAGCUCCUGUACCGCUUCAUUCAUCCACCAUCAAAGCAGCAACAUGUCCUAAACCCACCCUCGGGUCUGAGGCAGGUACAGAAUCGCAUAAGUUCGUUCCAAGAUGUCUAGAAUGCAUCCGUGAGCGAUACUGCUUCAGCUGUGAUCAAUGGUGGUGUGAAUCCUGCUAUCAAGUGCCCAGUCGGCACGAAAUAAACGCACAACACGUCCACGUCGUCGACCAGACGAACGGCAUGGUGGUUCACGAAAUGGCUGCUCUCGAGCAACCUCACCUCAAGGUACGGAUGGGUUACUGUCUUAAUUGCAACCUGAGAUCCAUGGAAAGGAGACCGGGGAACAAUCGGAACCCUUUUCCACUUUCACCGUCCUAAGUGGUUUCCGAAGCCGCAUAGGAUGAACUACUACCACCCCUCUAGAUGAUACGAUGUGGUUCAUGUAGGGAUGGCGAAGGUGGAUAGUAAACUAACUGCUUUCGAUCAUCCUGGGAAAUUGUAUGCGGCGAGAUCCCCCUGGCAUAGACAGGUUUUCAUUAAUGGUCAUGAAAUCUAUUGGAAAUAUUUCGCUAAUUUAUGAUUACAGAAACCCAAGAUCAGCCGAAGUUGUUGGGAAUGUGAACAUAACUGCCUUGAUUGUAUUGCCAAUACCCAGAAGCUCUGUAAA
Hypoxylon trugodes is the source of this 2227-nucleotide messenger RNA. RefSeq lists its product as uncharacterized. Bases 451 to 1938 code for a protein of 495 amino acids. NCBI's taxonomy places the organism in Eukaryota, Fungi, Ascomycota, Sordariomycetes, Xylariales, Hypoxylaceae. The record is from RefSeq and is a predicted model, not a curated record. The transcript has 2 exons.